Salvia splendens (bonfire salvia) is the source of this 1775-nucleotide messenger RNA. RefSeq names its product polyadenylate-binding protein RBP47. Gene Ontology annotation, molecular function: mRNA binding. Lineage: Eukaryota; Viridiplantae; Streptophyta; Magnoliopsida; Lamiales; Lamiaceae. The record is from RefSeq and is a predicted model, not a curated record. Gene Ontology annotation, cellular component: cytosol. Bases 180 to 1526 code for a protein of 448 amino acids. The transcript has 5 exons.
CCACUCUAGAUCCCUCACACACUUCUUCACCUUUAUUUCUCUCGCCAGCCGACUUCUCUCUCCCUCUCUCUCUCUCUCUCUCUCUCUCUAAUACCUGGUAGCUUCGACCAGGUAACCUAAUCUAUUAAGAGGAUUUGAACUCGAGCUGAGAGGUGAUUGAUUUUGCUUGUGGAGUCGAUAUGAACGGCGGGGAUUUGAAUCAGAAUCAGAAUCAGAAUCAGAACCUGAGCAACCAGCAGCAGCAGUUGCAGCACCAGCAGUGGGUGGCGAUGCAGCAGUACCAGCAGCAGUGGAUGGCGAUGCAGCAGCACAUGAUGUACAAUCAACAUUACGCCCCGUACUACCACCCGCAGCAGCAGCAGUAUCACCAGCCGGCCGCGGCGCAGGGGCAGAAGCAGAACAAUCAGAUUCACAACGGAGCUGAAGAUAACAAAACGAUCUGGAUUGGAGAUCUCCAGCAGUGGAUGGAUGAAGCCUAUAUCCACUCGUGCUUUUCUCAAUCUGUAGAGGUUGUCUCAGCCAAGGUAAUCCGCAAUAAGCAGACAGGGCACUCCGAGAGAUAUGGAUUCAUCGAGUUCAAUUCUCAUGAAGCUGCAGAGAAAGUUCUGCAGAGCUUCAAUGGAAGCAACAUGCCAAAUACAGAGCAACCAUUUCGCUUAAACUGGGCAGCCUUUAGCGCUGGUGAUAGGCGCCCUAACACUGGUGGUGGUGGUGGUGGUGGGGGUGAUAUUGGUUCUGAUCUUUCAAUAUUCGUUGGAGAUUUGGCUUCUGAUGUUACUGAUGGAAUCUUUACUGACACCUUUGCUAGUAGAUAUCCAUCUGUAAAAGGUGCUAAAGUCGUAGUUGAUGCAAAUAGUGGGCGUUCAAAAGGUUAUGGGUUUGUCAGGUUUGGAGAUGAAAACGAGAGGACCCGAGCCAUGAAUGAGAUGAAUGGUGUUUAUUGUUCUAGCAGACCUAUGCGAAUUGGUGUUGCAACCCCUAAAAAGACUUCUCAACAACAACAACAAUAUUCUUCCCAAGCUGUCAUAUUAGCUGGUGGUGGUGGUGCAUAUGCAAAUGGUGUUGUCCCCCAAGGUCAUUCUGAGAACGACUCAGCUAACACAACAAUAUUUGUUGGAGGACUCGACUCUGAUGUAACUGAUGAAGAACUGAGACAGUCGUUUACUCCAUUUGGAGAAGUUGUCUCUGUGAAAAUACCAGCAGGAAAGGGAUGCGGUUUUGUUCAAUAUGCAAACAGGAGCAAUGCAGAGGAUGCUAUUGAAAGACUAAACGGGACGGUUAUUGGCAAGCAGACUGUUCGUCUAUCAUGGGGUCGAAGUACAGGUAACAAGCAGGUAAGUCUUUCAUCUUUAGUCUUUCUGUGUGAUUGGAUUGGUUCUGGUAUAUUCCUUCGUCAGAUUACAUUGUUUAGCCUUGACAUAAAGUGGAAGCUUGUCAUAACAAAGUACAGUAAGUUUGUCGAACCAAAUCAGUGUCUGGAAACUAUUUCUACCAAUACACAACCGUACACUGAUAAAAACAAAUAAUAGAACAGAGAUUUGGCUCGAACAAAUUCUCGGCUACACUCAAUUGCUAUUGCGGCAUUCUUGAAUAUGAGAUGUAACAAGUCUGAAGCUUUUCUUCAUUUCCAUUUGCAGUCGAGGAUGGAUGCCAACGGUCAGUGGAACGGGGCUUAUUACGGGAGGCAAGGGUACAACGGCUAUGGAUAUGCUGCAGCAAGCCCAUCAUACGGGGCUCGUUCAAAUGGUCACGGGAAUCUCCAGCAGCCGGUCAGC